This is a messenger RNA of Thlaspi arvense, 437 nucleotides long. The record is from the annotation of a GenBank genome assembly. NCBI's taxonomy places the organism in Eukaryota, Viridiplantae, Streptophyta, Magnoliopsida, Brassicales, Brassicaceae.
GAGAUUCGCCCUAGUUUCUCUCCCAGGCCAGGUAGCCGCCGUCGAGUCAAGAUGAGCCCCUUCUGCCGCAGCUCCGCCGAUUGCUCCCCCUCUGCUUGAAGUUCUCUGUCUUCCCUUUCUCCGUGAUAGGUUUGGUAGCUGUUUCCCCUCUGUCGCGGCUCAGGCCUUCGCCGGAUUCACCACCGUCAAGUAAGUUUCCUCUGGCUUUUUUCGAAGUCCUCUUCCCCCGCGCUCCGCUGGAACCAUCAGAUCCGCCAGAUUCUUCCUUAAGCUUCGACUCUCUCUCGAUCCUCGUCGUCUCUGCCACCUCGUCUCAUUUCUUUCUCGCAAGUCCUCAAUCCACCUCUCCAUCUCAUCACCUGGCUGCGUUACCAUCUCUCAUCAUUCCCCAUGGAACAUUGAGUCAAAGGUUGUUCUGGCUAGAACAAAAGUCAUGA